Messenger RNA from Hermetia illucens (black soldier fly), 831 nucleotides. RefSeq names its product heat shock protein 27-like. NCBI's taxonomy places the organism in Eukaryota, Metazoa, Arthropoda, Insecta, Diptera, Stratiomyidae. The transcript has a single exon. The coding region runs from base 138 to 701 and encodes 187 amino acids. The record is from RefSeq and is a predicted model, not a curated record. Gene Ontology annotation, biological process: response to heat; protein refolding. Gene Ontology annotation, molecular function: protein folding chaperone.
UAGAAUUGUUGAAGUCACGAAGUGAGUCGCAACAAGUUGCAAGCGCGGCGAAUUAACCCUCUUCGCUAAACUCAGAGAAGCGUUUUUGAAUUUCAGUUCUUUUAAGUACGUGCCCUGAAAAACAUAACCAAGUGAAAAUGUCGCUACUUCCGUUGUUUUUCGAUUACAAUCCAUGGAGUUCCAUUCGUCCACGAUACAACGACUGGGACAUAUUUGGUUUAGAGAUUGCACCGAGGGAGUUCCAAAGAAUAUUUCGGGCUCCCAGAUGGGGUAAUGCUCUUCGAAAAACUGAUACAGAACUGCCUACUCCGACUAUUGGGAAGGACGGUUUCCAGGCAUGCAUCGAUGUUCAGCAAUUUCAACCCAACGAAAUAACCGUUAAAACUGUCGACAAUAAUAUAAUCAUUGAAGGCAAACACGAAGAACGUGAGGACGAGCACGGCUUUAUUUCUCGGCAUUUCGUUAGAAAAUAUGCACUACCAGAAGGAUAUGAUCCAAAGGAAGUAGUCUCGACGCUUUCCUCCGAUGGAGUUCUGACUAUUAAAGCCCCACCACCACCGAGUAAGGAGUUGAAGAGCAAUGAACGUAUAGUUCAAAUCCAACAAACCGGACCGGCUCACCUUAAUGUAAAGGAGAAUGUUGCUGAAGAUGAACAGGAAAAGGAUAAAGAGAAGACGAAAGAAAAGGAGAAGGACAAGUGAAUUUUGAUUUUAUAGGAAUAAUAAAAAGGGGUUGUGAAUGUUUGGAAAUUUUAGUGACUGCCAAAGUCAGGGAUUUUAAAUUACGCUUAUGAUUUGUAAGUUAUCUUUAUUGCAUUUUUAGAAAUAAAUU